Perkinsus marinus ATCC 50983 is the source of this 1350-nucleotide messenger RNA. RefSeq names its product copine, putative. Gene Ontology annotation, molecular function: calcium-dependent phospholipid binding. Gene Ontology annotation, cellular component: plasma membrane. The coding region runs from base 1 to 1350 and encodes 449 amino acids. Gene Ontology annotation, biological process: cellular response to calcium ion. The transcript has 17 exons. Lineage: Eukaryota; Perkinsozoa; Perkinsida; Perkinsidae. The record is from RefSeq and is a predicted model, not a curated record.
AUGGAACUCAAAAUAGCUUGCAGUGGAUUACAAAAACGGUCGUACUGUCGCGUGAAGGUCUACCAAAAAGCUGGAGCAGAGAAAUAUAGGCUCGUGGGAAAAACAGAGAUUGUCCCUGAUACGCAGAACCCCACCUUCGCUCAAGGCAUCUUCCUCGACUUUCUCUUCGAAUUGUUCCAAGUGAUAGAUCAGAAGAGAUCUGGAAAUGUUGUUGGCUCUGGAUCGUGUGUCCUUGCUGACCUUGAGUCCGCCUCACAAAAAAAGGUUGCGUUAGACUUUACAUUAUCCAACGGCGACCCCAACCGUCCCGAGUCGUUACAUUACUAUGAUCCACGAAGCGCCAACGAUUACGCGAUGGCAAUCAGAUCUGUGGGAGAAAUACUCGAACACUACGAUCGCGAUAAGAAGUAUCCUGUCUACGGUUUUGGUGCCAAACUACCGCCGGACUAUACCCAUACAAGCCACCUGUUUGCAUGCAAUGGAAAUUACUUCCGCCCAGAAGUGGUCGGCGUUGAUGGAAUCCUUGACGCCUACCGCAAGGCUCUCAAGGUGGUCCACUUACAUGGCCCGACCAUGUUCUCUGAGGUGAAUGAAACGAACCAGCGUGCGAGAUAUGCUGUACGUAGGUAUUUCGUAUUAUUGAUCAUCACAGACGGAGUCAUUGUGGACCUCCAAGCUUCUAUCAAUGCGAUUGUUGACGCAUCGAAGGCGCCACUAUCAAUUAUCAUUGUUGGAGUCGGUGAUCAGGACUUAGGCUUGAUGGACGUACUCGACGCUGACGAUCACCCCCUAGUGUCAUCAUUCGAUCAUUCAACUAUGGACAGAGACAUUGUGCAAUUUGUACCUUUCAACGAGUUCAAAGACAAGCCGUACACUGAGCUCGCCAUGGCCACACUCGAUGAGAUACCACGAGAAAUAGUGAACUACUACUACAAAAAUCUGUCAGACAUGGAGUUCCUCCGCGGCCUCGGCGAGAUGCUGUUGACGGUCUCGACGGCGUUGGCCGCACGCGCUUCUGAGGACAACAUAGGCGGUCCCUUCGAACGGUUUCUGAAUCACUUGGGCCCAAAGCCACGGAAGGCGUUCCAUCGAAAGGUGGUAGGAGGAGUCGGCGCCGGCACAGCAAUCAUCGACGGAGAUCUGAUCCGAGACGCUCCCGCUCCCGUGUGGAUAAGGACAGAAUCAGGCAUGUGUAAGGUGUGCUUCGAGAAUACUACUAACACUACUCUACUACCAUGCAAACACCAAUGCAUGUGCUUCGACUGUGCUACUGGCGUCAGAGACAGCAGCGGCAAGUGUCCAUUGUGUCGUCAGGACAUCGACGCUGUUAUCGAGGCUAUACACUCUUGA